CAAACAAACAAACAAAAAAAAAAACAAAAAAAAAAAACGUUUGUUUGAAAGAGUUUUUAAAUAGCGCCCUCUGUGAUGAAGUUGUUCAGUGUCGAUCUCAACUACUGAAGAUCCAAACCUGGAAAUAAACAAAAACGUAAUGUCAAGCAGCAGUACCGAAAGUGUGAAUUGGAUGCAACGGCCAGGCAACUGACUCGUCCACUGAAUCGUUCACUGAAAUGAAUCAGAUUCAGAACGCUUCGUGACUCACCGCCCGCUUCCCGAAAACAGGAACAGAAGUGCAGCCCUGUACUGGAACAAACCUCAGCAAAAGACCCGAUUGCCGCUCGAAUGAUGUUUAUUUAACACAAUCAAUACGAACAAAACACAGAUCAAGUGGAAAGUGAGAAUGUUAAUGUGCGAAUAACCGUUACUCGCGGACGCUUAUGAUUCAGUCUCGUUUAGUUUUUGUUUGAAGCCCGUUUGAAUAAGAAGUUUGUUCUAGAAGAGAUCCAACAACACAAAACUCAAAUAAUCUGCUUUAAUUCAUUGUGUAUGGCGACCCCCUAGAUCUUCAUCUUGCGGCCCCUGCUGUAUGUGACUGUGAUCCUCAUGUUCCCUCAGGUGUGAUGUAGAGACCCGUGACGAAGAUGACGAUGAUGAUGGAGUCGGACCGGGUCUCGUCAGCGGUGUCUGCUGGGCUCCAGAUCAAGCUAAUGAUGCUGACGCUGAUGCUGUGCUUCAGUAUGCUGUGUGGCUUCGGCCCGCUGUGUGUGAUGAGACGAGCCGCGCGCUGCAGCUCUGAGACAGGUGUUCGACACAGACUUCUGAGUCUGGCCUCGUGUCUGUCCUGCGGCGUGUUUCUGUCCUCCUGUCUGCUGGAGCUGCUGCCCGACUAUCUGAACGACGCCAGACAGACCUUCAGCCGGCUCGGCCUCGCUCUUCAUUUCCCGCUGGCCGAGUUCAUUCUGGCCAUGGGCUUCCUGGUGGUGUUUGUGGUGGAGCAGAUGCUGCUGGCGCUCAGAGAGCAGACGGGCGACGUCUCUUACGAGAAGCAGGCGCUGAUGGACUCUCACAUCCAGUGUCACGAUAAAGACGCUCUCAGUCCUUCCCAGCAGCGCUGGAGGCGUCUCUCCUGGACGGACGGAUCCGGCUGUGCGGAGGACGGGAAGUGUCACGUGGGUCUGCGUGUGUUCCUGCUGUCGUUCUGUGUGUGUGUGCGGGCUCUGCUGGAGGGUCUGAGCGUCGGAUCGCAGCAGGAUCUAGAGCGACUCCUGCAGACGUGUGGAGCGCUGCUUCUCCAAAACGGAAUCGUGGCGUUCAGUCUCGCCGUGCGGCUGAGCCAGUACGGUCUGCGCCGGGGCGUGGCGUCCGGCUGUCUGCUGCUUUUCUCCAUCACGUGUCCGGCUGGGAUCGGGAUGGGCCUGGCGCUGGCCGGGAUGAAUCCGAGCACUCAGGUUCAGCUGGUCCGCUGCGCCGUCGAGGGUCUGACGUCCGGGAUCUUCAUCAACGUCUCCGUCGGUGGAUUGCUGUGGCAGGAAUCGUGCUCCCCGAAGCAUCGCGUCCAUAAAGUCGCUUUCCUGCUGACUGGAUUUGCUCUGGUCACUGCCGUUCAGUUCAGUAAAGUCUAAACACACAACAUUUCAAUAAUAAUCAGAAAGAUAUUUUUUACAUUUUCUGUUGUUUGCUUUAGUUUGAGUGCUGCAGUAUUAUGGCCAGACUACAGUUAUAAUCAUAAUUGCCUUUAUUCUGUAAUUAUGUGCAACUUUAGACACAAACACACACGCCUGUAUUAUCAGAUGAAUGUCAGUAUGAUUUAUUUCCCUGCAAACAUCUGAUCACGUGUGUGUCAGGACAGAUGUGAUCAAACACUGGUGUAAAAUCAAUAAAUGCCAGAUGAUGUUACACACUGCGAUUGACAGACACAA
Ctenopharyngodon idella (grass carp) is the source of this 1907-nucleotide messenger RNA. It is a transcript of the gene slc39a3, whose product is annotated as solute carrier family 39 member 3. Gene Ontology annotation, molecular function: zinc ion transmembrane transporter activity. Lineage: Eukaryota; Metazoa; Chordata; Actinopteri; Cypriniformes; Xenocyprididae. The transcript has 5 exons. The coding region runs from base 630 to 1610 and encodes 326 amino acids. Gene Ontology annotation, biological process: zinc ion transmembrane transport. The record is from RefSeq and is a predicted model, not a curated record. Gene Ontology annotation, cellular component: plasma membrane.